Oppiella nova is the source of this 3517-nucleotide messenger RNA. Lineage: Eukaryota; Metazoa; Arthropoda; Arachnida; Sarcoptiformes; Oppiidae. The record is from the annotation of a GenBank genome assembly.
AGAAUUACGCUCUCAUUUCAUAAUUUUUAUAGGAAUUAACAAUUUUAUGUAUAGAGAUGUCGUCCAUAUGUUUCAUCUGCGAACUACCGAUUCUUUCGCACCAGACGUGGGAUACAUGGACUCAACCCCAAGCCCUCGGAUGUCAACAAGAUUUAGCCAAUAUAUACCACGAAGACUGUCUUAAUUGCUGUGUUUGUGUCGCCAGAAUCAAACAGGGCAAUGGAUCGGCCAAAAGGCACGGCAACAAAGUCUACUGUGUUUUACAUUACGGAGACAUAUGUGGUCUGACGGGCGGCGAAGACUUUAUGGGAAAACUGAAAGAUUUUAAGCGUCAAAGUCUGGGAUGUGCUGAAGCCCGCAGGAAAAGCAGCACAACCUUAUCUUUUCCCGUUCCCGUCCAGGCCUGUCCGGGUUCUCCUUAUUGUUCUGGAUUUCCACACGACGUGAAGCCAACUGCCGGCUAUUGGAUUGAGUGUAAGGGCGGAACAGAUUUCGCGAAUCGAGACAAUGAAACGGAACAUGAAAUUGAUUUAAAGACGAGGAAAGAAAGCAUAACUCUUAUGACAGGAGACCUGAGUUCAUACAAACCACAGCCGCCGACCCCUACCGUAGAAGUGGUGUUAACUCGUCCGCGAUUUGAAAGACAAGACUCGACGAAAUCAACGAACGACGACUACUUCAGCCAAGACUCGUAUAACUUCUUGCAGGUCGAGAGCCAAAGGCCUAAAACCAAAGACGACAUUGAAUUAUACCGAAAGCCAUUCGUACCUCCCGUGACGCCUAACAUAACAAUCACUAUAGUCCAGCCCACAUCACCGCCUGCCAGCCCUCCGGCGCCAUCACCGCCUCCGCCAUCGUCUCAGUCUAACUCAAACCAACCGCAGACCAAAGAGAGCGACGAUCCGUACGAAUUGAUAUCGUUUGAAGAGGAGAUCUUUGAGAAGCACUACUACGGACGCGAGCACUGGAACUACUUCACCAACGAUGAGGCGUUGGGACCCGUCAUCCUUAGCCUUAAACAAGAGAUGCUCGGCAAUCGCGACCAGUUUAGGAUACUAUUGCGGACCAUAUCCUACUCAAUGCACGGAUUAGUUCCCGCGUCCGCCAUAUUCGCCGACCGUUACGAUAGGGAGGCAGUGGUCAGAGCGCUGGGCAAUGAGGCCGGCCUUAAGCCUCCCCUAGCGUUGGGUCAGUUGCCCUCCACUUCCGACGAAUUACUUAAAUUAGAUCAAGUCUUCAUUAAAUCCGAAUUAAAAGUUGGAGUCAUUUAUAUCAAAGCAAAUCAAGUGAACAGUGAAGAGAUGAUUCUGAGUAACAAAACGGAGUCACAUCUCUUCGCUGAAUUCCUGGGAAUACUCGGCGACAGAAUCAGGUUAAAGGGUUUCGACAAAUACAAGGGAGGACUGGAUACGGUGCACGACCUGACGGGAACCGAAUCCGUUUACACGGCCUUCAAGAACAUUGAGAUCAUGUUUCACGUGUCAACUAUGCUUCCACACGAAGAGUCUGAUCCACAGAAACUUCAAAAGAAGAGACAUAUCGGCAAUGAUAUCGUUUGCGUCGCGUUUCUCGAGGCAGAGGAGGCGCCCUUUUGGCCCGGAUGCAUAAAAUCCCAUUUUUUACACACAUUUAUUGUGGUCCGUACGAGUCCUAAGCCUAUAGAAGCGGGAGAGACGCGGAAGUACUCGGUGUCUGUCGUCUGCAGAGACGAAGUGUCAGCGUUUAAGCCCUAUCUGUGGCACGAAUCAGAGUUUGAAAAAGGCUCUCAUUUCAGAGAGUGGUUACUGACGAAGAUUAUCAACGGAGAGAGAGCCAGCUAUUCGGCGCCUAAGUUCGCCAGAAUGCAGGACCGGACACGGAGUCAGAUGUUGGAAGACAUUGUAAAUAAUUUAGCCAAUCAUUUAGCAACGGGUCAAAUACCAAAGCCCUACCGACGCGGCAGUUGGAGACCAAUAGGACAUAUGAGGCCAUCGAGUCCUCUGUUGGACAGUGUUAGGGAUCUGUUUGAAGGGUACGACCAAAUAGCAAAGGACUUCAAUAAUGCCUUUUAUGGAAACGCGAAGCUCUUGUGCGACGUUGUCUUCAAUGUGAUGGGAUCUCCUGUGAAUGGCGGACAUGAGAAUCAAGUCAGACGUAUAUACGCUGUCAGAGCCAUUCUGGCCAUAAGAAGUCGAGUCUUCCUGGAAAUGCUGUACGGUUUCGCUCCCCCGCGGGGACAGACGGGAGCUGAGGGACAGAUCGUUGCGCACACGACCUCCAUAUCGACCACAAUUACCACGACUGGAGGCGCACAACAAACCAAUAAUCAAGAAAAGAAGGUUAAGAAAAGGGAUAGCAUUACAGAACAGGCCAAGAAUGCUAUCACCCAAGUGUUGAUCCCCCCGAAGAUCAUUGCGCCGAACGCUGACAAAGACAAGGAGAAGAAGAAGGAAAAAGACAUUAGGAAAGCGUCGUCAGCCUCCACAAUGUCGACGGCACCUCCAGCACAAAAAACUCCUACAUAUCUUACAGUUCCCGGAGCCAGCGGUGGCGGUGUGUUCAAGACAUUCAAGACGUUUAUGUCCGGCUCGUGGAGUGGUUGGGGCAGUAAGGGUAGGAACGACAGUAUGAAGCGAUGGCAGAGCGAGUCAUUUUACGCCAAACUCGAGAGCACGGGCGUGGAAGUGCCCGGCCUUUCAGUCUGUGCGGAUGUGGCGAAGAUUGACAGAACAAAACUCGCACAAAAUGAGUUCACAAUAAUCGAGUUCGACGGGGACACCUUUCAACUGUUGAUUGAAUACCUGCACUCCGGGUCGUGUCCCAUCACAUGUGAUACCGUUCCCGGACUGAUAUGUGCGGCCGAGCACUUUGAUUUGCCGGACCUCUUGCAGGCGUGCUUUCAUCACACGAAGACACACCUGAAGUUGAAUGUAGUGCCGCGUAUGUUAAACCAAUUGGAGAACUACUACUGGCGAUACACCAGUGCGAGCCAACUGGUCAACACAAUACUGAAUUACGUGGAUCCCAGAGCCAACGCACUGUUCGCUCGUCAGGAAUACUUACAAUUAAGUGAAUCCAUGUUACAGACGAUACUCACGCGACAGAACGUCAACUUAAGUGAAACCAAGAAAUUUCAGGUUAUGUUUCAGUGGUCUGUACACAAAGUCAAGACCGACAGACUCGCAGACCGGCCCCAGAACGACAAACUCCAGACAACCCGUGUUAAUGAACUGCAGGCUAUUAUGAACCGAAUGACUCGCGAUCUCAAACUGCAUAAAAUACCGCCACAGGAUCUCAUUAAGAUAGUACUGCCAUCGAAGACAAUCAGUCACGAGAGGAUAUUAGCGACACUUCUAUAUCAGGCGGACUCCGGGAUAUAUCGCAACUCAGAAUUCGGCAAUUGAUGUCUUUGUUGUCCAUAUUGUUGUCACAAAUUGAUUGAUAGAGAGUUUUCAUACCGUCAAAUGAAACAAAUACCAGUUAUGAGUCGCAAACGAUUACAAUAUAAAUAUAUAAAUAUACAGUAUAUAAAAACAAA